AACAGAAAGUAAAACGAACGAACGUUUGGAAAACUCGUUCAGACCAGGCUCCACGCUGAGACGAUGAGGAUGACGGUUUGUGUUUAGAGGACGGCUCAGGUAGCUGCUGACUGGAACCGACUCACUGGAAACCGACGGUGAAUGAUUUCUGCCUGUAACGGAUUGAAGUCCAGAAGAUGGAAGUUUCUCUACAUGGCGAAAAGGACAAAGCAGGGCCUCUAGGACCCAGCUGUCUGUCUAUGAAGUCCAAAGGAUUACCUCCAACAUUCAGUAUUGAACCUGAACCACCAGAGCCAAAAUCGAGGAAGAGGAGGGACGUGUGUGUGGAGGAGGAGCUGUCCAGCUGUGCUUCGUGUCAGGGCGUGUUGAAGGAUCCUGUUUUUAACAGUUGCGGGCACUGGUUCUGCAAACAGUGCAUCACCUCAGAUGAGGGUACUUCAGCAGGACAAUCCUCUUGUCAACAGUGUGGAAAAAGACCCAGAAGCAGAGAUGGAAAGCAAAAAAACAAUCCAAGCAGCUCUUUAAACAUUGCUGGUCUGCAGGAGGGUUUAGAGGAGCAUCGGAUCAGUUUGAAGAGGAGAUGUGAAUGUGUGACUGAAGGAAGUGAUGAAAAAGGAAGUAGGACCCUGCUCAACACAAUCUACACUGAUCUCUACAUCACAGAGGGACAGAGUGAAGAAGUUAAUACCCAACAUGAGGUAAAGCAGCUGGAGAGAGCUUCCAAGAUCCAGAACCUCCAUGACACUCCAAUCAGGUGCCACGACAUCUUUAAAGCCUUACCUGACCAACAUGGACCCAUCAGAGUGGUUCUGACCAAUGGUGUCGCUGGUGUUGGAAAAACCUUCUCAGUGCAGAAGUUCACUCUGGACUGGGCAGAGGGCUUGGAGAACCAAGACAUAAGUGUGGUGGUUCUGCUUUCAUUCAGGGAGCUGAACUUGAUCAGAGGUGAGCAGCACAGUCUUCUCACGCUGCUCCAUGUUUUCCAUCCCACACUUCAGAAGCUUCCAGCGGAGAACCUUGCUGUCUGUAAACUUCUCUUCAUCUUUGAUGGUCUGGAUGAAAGCAGACUUUCUCUGGACUUCAAUGACUGUCAGAUUGUUUCUGACGUGACACAGAAGUCAUCACUCAACGUUCUACUGACAAACCUCAUAAAGGGGAACCUGCUUCCUUCAGCUCUCGUCUGGAUAACUUCCCGACCUGCAGCGGCCUAUCAGAUCCCUCCUUCAUGUAUUGCUAGGGUAACAGAAGUACGAGGCUUCACAGAUGCCCAGAAAGAGGAGUACUUCAAGAAACGGUUCAGUGAUGAAGAGCUGUCCAGCAGAAUCAUCUCCCACAUCAAGACCUCCAAGAGCCUCCACAUCAUGUGUGGGAUCCCUGUCUUCUGCUGGAUCACUGCUACGGUUCUGGAGAACAUGUUGACCACAGAGCAGAGAGAAGAGUUGCCCAAGACCAUGACUGACAUGUACUCACAGUUCCUGCUGGUCCAGACAAAGAGGAAAAAGAACAAGUACCAUGGACGACAUGUGAGCAGUCCACAGGGGCUGAUUGAGGCUGACAGGGAAGUUCUUCUGAAGUUGGGGAGGCUGGCGUUUGAACAUCUAAAGAAAGGAAACAUCAUGUUCUACCAAGAAGACCUGGAGCAGUGUGGUCUUGAUGUCACAGAGGCUUUGGUGUACUCUGGAGUUUGUACAGAGAUCUUCAAGAGAGAGAGUCUGAUCUUCCAGAAACCCGUCUACUGCUUUGUUCACCUGAGCAUUCAGGAAUUUCUGGCUGCAGUGUACAUGUUCCACUGUUUCACCAGCAAGAACACGGUGGUGUUGAAGAGAUUCCUGGGAAAAAAAUACAGUUUCUCAUCUGUGGAUGACUUAGCGGAUAAAUCCAUGGUGAAGUCUCUCAGAAAUAGAAACAUAUAUUUGAACACAGUUGACAGUUUCUCCUCUCUGCAUCACUUUCUGAAACGAGUCAUGGAGAAAUCCCUUAAAAGUAAAAAUGGCCACCUGGACUUGUUGGUUCGCUUCCUUCAUGGCCUCUCUGUGGAGUCUAACCAGAGACUCCUAGAAGGGUUGCUUGGCCAGAUAGAGGAUAGCAAAAAAAACAUACAGAAAGUUAUCAACAAUCUAAAGGAGAUUAGUGUGUACCUGCGUGAGCCUGAAAACAGCUCUGGUGUCCGAAAGAAGAUGAAGAGAUCGAAUCUCUCUCCAGACAGAAACAUCAACAUAUUUCACUGCCUGAUGGAGAUGAAUGACGUCUCUGUUUAUCAAGAGAUUCAAGAGUUUCUGAAAUCAGAGAACAGAUCCGAGAAGAGACUCUCAGAAAUCCAGUGCUCAGCUCUAGCCUACAUGCUGCUGAUGUCGGAGGAGGUUCUGGAUGAACUGGACCUCAGGAAAUACAACACAACAAAGGAGGGACGAUGGAGACUCUUUCCUGUCGCAAGGAACAGCAAGAAGUUCCGCGUUGUUCAUUGUGAACUCUCAAAGCCUCACUGUGAAGUUAUUGCCUCAGCUCUGAAAUCCAACCCAUCCCAUCUGAUGGAUCUGGACCUGAGUUGGAAUAAAAUUGGAGACUCUGGAGUGAAACGUCUGUGCGCUGGGCUUGAGAGUCCAAACUGUAGGCUAGAAAUCCUGAGGUUGGUGAAGUGCAGGUUGUCUGAGAACAACUGGGCUACUCUGAUCUCAGCUCUAAAGUCAAACCCCUCGUAUCUAAUAGAACUGGACCUGAGUGAGAACGAAGCCCUGAAAGAUGCUGGAGCAAAGGAGCUCUGUGCUUUUCUGAAGAGCUCACUCUGCAGACUAAAUACUUUGAGAUUAAGGAGCUGCAGGUUGUCAGAGAUCAGCUGUGGUUCUCUGGUCUCCGCUCUGAAGUCCAACCCCUCCCAUCUGAUAGAACUGGACCUGAGCGGGAACAACCUAAAGGAGUCAGAUAUUCAACAGCUUAAGGAGUUUGUAAAAAGUCCAGACUACAAACUGGAAACUUUGAGAUUGUGAAGACCUUUAUAAACAUAAAGAUGAACUGUGCCCAUAAAACACAGACUGAAGCUGCAGCAGAAUCAGGAUGAUGUUUAUUUGGGCCAUAAUUGCAAUCUGACUGUUACAGUGCUCACUGCACACCAACAUCUGGUGUACAACUUAAACCGAAUGUUUUUUUGGGUUUCUUUAUAAAAAAUAAAAAAAGGAGGUGGGGAGUAUACAUUUAAAGGCUCACUAUAAAGCUCUGGGUUUAUUUUUCUAUUUCUGCUUUCAGUCCUUUUUUUCUUGUUUUUAUCUGUGUGGUAUUAUUAUGGAAUAUGGUAUUAUGUGAAUAUUUGAUGUACUAUACAAUUUAAAUCUGAUGUAAAAAUGUAAUGGAUCAUUUAAUAUUUCCUUGUCAACUAUAAGUUUAUAAGGGGUAAAGUGUCUCAGUGGUUUUGAGGAGCUUAGGCAGGAGUAAUGGAAACAGUCCUUUGGCCUUGGACAAGGAGUCUUUAUAGAACCAUGCUGGAAACAGAGAUGUAAGAGCUGAGUUUGUAGAUGUUUGUUUUCUCUAUUAAAAUGUUUUGACACAAUAA
Fundulus heteroclitus (mummichog) is the source of this 3544-nucleotide messenger RNA. RefSeq names its product NLR family CARD domain-containing protein 3. The transcript has 8 exons. NCBI's taxonomy places the organism in Eukaryota, Metazoa, Chordata, Actinopteri, Cyprinodontiformes, Fundulidae. Gene Ontology annotation, molecular function: protein binding; metal ion binding. The record is from RefSeq and is a predicted model, not a curated record. The coding region runs from base 177 to 2984 and encodes 935 amino acids.